Trichoderma atroviride IMI 206040 is the source of this 879-nucleotide messenger RNA. RefSeq lists its product as uncharacterized. Gene Ontology annotation, molecular function: aldehyde-lyase activity. The record is from RefSeq and is a predicted model, not a curated record. Lineage: Eukaryota; Fungi; Ascomycota; Sordariomycetes; Hypocreales; Hypocreaceae. Gene Ontology annotation, cellular component: cytoplasm.
CCGGAACCAUCGGCAGGCAUGGCUGCUUAUGCCGCGACCUCCCUCUUCCAACCUCACCACGCUCGCCAAGCCAUUCGCGAUGCUCACAAGAAGAAGAUUCCCCCGUUGUUGGGCUACUACUGCGGUCUUGGCUCUCAGAAAAUCACGCGCUGGGUAGCACCUCUAAACUUUGACGUCGUUUGGGUCGAUUGGGAACACAGCAGCAUGAACGUCGAGACAAUGACGACCAUAGUCCACGAGGCCAUUUUCAUGAGCCACGGAAAGACAAUUCCGUUUGUCAGAGUGCCAGGACAUGACCAUGCAGCUAUUGGAUAUGCGCUAGAUGCGGGUGCCAGUCUCGUUAUUCCUCAGGUUGAGAGCGUUGAGCAGGCCAAACACGUCGUAUCGGCAGCCAAGUUCGGAUCAAAGCAAAACGGUAGCCGCUCUGCGCCUCCAUUCCGAUUGUUUCCCGGUGUUACAGAUCGGCCAUUCGAGGAAGGCAGAGAUAUCUUUGAAGCUCUCAACCACCAAGCAGCCAUCAUGAUCCAGAUUGAGUCGCUAGCAGGCAUCAACAACCUCGACGCCAUCCUCACCGAGGUGCCUGAUAUCGACAUGGUAUGGCUCGGAACCCUCGACUGUCGUGUUGAGAUGAACAUGCCAAGCAACAUGGGCAUGGGCGGUACAGAGCCCGAAUGGUUAGAGGCCCGACAGAAGUUCUUUGAUGUUUUAGACAAGCACGACAAGCCCUAUGGCGGCUUUGCCUUCCCCAACCCUCCCUUUGGCGGCGAAGAAUCGUUCAAGAAGGCUGCAGAGCGCAUGUCAUUCAUUAUGGCGGCAGCGGAUACAUUGGCGUUGGCAGGAAUGGGCGAGAUCCUGAAGAUGUCGAGAGAGUAUGUGGCG